Molecule: messenger RNA, 924 nt
Organism: Apis laboriosa (Himalayan honeybee)
Lineage: Eukaryota; Metazoa; Arthropoda; Insecta; Hymenoptera; Apidae
Product: LIM/homeobox protein Lhx9
Exons: 4
Coding region: 16-897 (293 amino acids)
Source: RefSeq, a predicted model, not a curated record
GCUCUAACCGCUGGUAUGAACCCCCACCACCCGGGCCACUCCGCAGCCUACCCGCAUCAUCCCUCUCUCUCGAGCAGUCCUCAUCACUCUGGGCCCCAUCAUGGCUACAGCACCGGUGGAGGAGGCGGUGGGGGCGGUGGUGGUGGCACCACCACCACCCCGGACCUGCCAAGCCCUCACUCGCCUCCUCACGGUCCCGCCAUUGACCCAGCUACCCCUUACGGCUCCCUUCAGCCUGGCCAGGGCAUGGGCAGCAAUGGACAUCAUCACGGCGCUGCUGGAAUGAUGACCGAUCAUCCACAUCACCCAGGCCACCCUCACCCCCACUUACCAAGUCAUCCAGCUUAUCCACCGGUUAAUCACAACAACAACUGUACGCUUAAGCAAGAAGGAGGCCCAAGCGGACCAACGGGGAUCCAGCAAUGCGCCGGUUGCGGCGGUCAAAUAGUAGAAAGAUGGUUGUUGCUCGCAAUGGAUCGGUAUUGGCACAACGGUUGCCUCAAGUGCUCGUACUGUGGCGCGGCACUGGCGGAAAUCGGCCACUCGUGCUACACCAGGAGCGGCAUGAUCCUCUGCAAAAGCGACUACAGAAGGAUGUUUGGAAGUAGUGGUGCUUGUGCAGGUUGCGGCAACGCGAUACCUGCCACCGAGCUGGUAAUGAGGGCGGGUGGAUCGGUAUUUCAUCAGAAAUGCUUCACCUGUAGCAAAUGCGGAAAUCAACUCGUUUCCGGCGAUAGGUACUACUUGCUAUCGGGGUCACCGGUGUGCGAGACGGAUUGGCACAAAAUCGUGAAAUCGUCGAGCGUUGCGGCCGCGGCCGCCGCGGCAGCGGCCGGAAACGGGGGUGCACCGGUAAGAAAAGGUAAGGUCGGUCGGCCUCGAAGGAGUCGCGAAUGAGGCGGCAACCCGGUCGGUCGCCCGAAG